AGGCUGGAAUUUGCUCUAUUUAUACACACAGCUCUAGACUCUAGUCAGGUACAUAUUCAUCUGCUUAGGAUAUACUAGUGUCAUAUAAUUGAAAGGAACAUUGAACAUCUCAAUUAAUCCCACAAAAAAGAAAUGGAAACCGUAGUGGAAACCCUUCACAUGAACAAAGGAGCUGGCGAAACUAGCUAUGCCAUGAACUCCUUCGUCCAGAGGAAGAUAAUAUCAUUGACAAAUCAAGCAACAGAGAAAGCUAUUAUGGAAAUUUUAUGCUCAAAGAGAAGGCCAAUAACAAAGAUGGGAAUUGCUGACUUAGGUUGUUCAUCAGGACCUAAUGCCUUAAGGGUAAUUUCGGAAAUAGUUGAAGCUAUAAAUGCAACCUCAAGCUUGUUGAAUCAUCAAGCACCAAAGGAACUAAUGUUUUAUAUGAAUGAUCUUUUCACCAAUGAUUUCAACAAUAUUUUUGCUUCUUUACCAUCUUUCCACAAAAAAAUAAGGCAACAAAAGAGUAAUUACAAUAAUGGGAAUAUUGGUUCUAAUUGUUUUGUUUCUGCUGUACCGGGUAGUUUCUAUGGUAGACUCUUUCCAACUAAAUCCCUCCAUUUUGUGCACUCUUCUUCAAGUCUCCAUUGGCUUUCUCAGGUUCCUUGUGGUUUGGAGGAUGAAAGGGGGAGAGGGUUGAACAAAGGAAAACUUUACAUAUCAAAGAGCAGUCCCAAUUGUGUAUUAGAAGCUUAUUUACAACAAUUUCAAAAUAAUUUUUCACAGUUCCUUGAGUCACGUUCUCAAGAAAUGAUAAAUGGAGGACUCAUGGUCCUUUCUUUUAUGGGUAGGAAAUCCAAAGACCCAACAUCAGCCAAUUGUUGCUAUCAAUGGGAACUUUUAGCCAAUGCUCUUAUGACUAUGGUUUCAGAGGGUCUUGUUAAAGAAGAAGAUGUGGAUUCUUUUAAUGCUCCUUACUAUGCACCAUGUUUUGAAGAAUUGAAGAUAGAAAUUGAGAAAGAAGGGUCAUUCAUGGUGAAUUCUUAUGAAACUUAUGAAGUUGAUUGGGAUGAUGGGAUGGAAUUGCAAAGUGAUGAUAAUGAUUUAUUAGGAAGGAAGAUGUCAAGUGGAGAACGUGUUGCAAAAACCAUAAGGGCUGUUGUUGAGUCAAUGUUGGAAUCUCAUUUUGGGAGUCAUAUAAUGGAUGAUUUGUUUCAAAGGUAUGCUAAACUUGUGGAGGAUCAUUUGUCCAAGACUAGGACCAAAUACAUCAAUUUGGUUAUUUCUCUUGUCAAGAGACAAUGAAAUACAAACGCUAUAUAUAUAUUUGUUUAAAAAAAUGUGGAGUUGAAUAUAAUUAUUGUUCACAAAGGAUGAAUCUAGCUAGCUACCUUUUCAAAAAACAAAAAGUUUGAUGAAUCCAACUUCAAUAAUGUUGAUAGUUUGGUUUAUGUUGAUUCUACGUUUAGUCCACUUGUAUUCUAGUACGUACAACUUCAAAUUCGAGCUCAUGCAUGAGUUUUACAUGUGAAGGAUAGUAUGAGUCCAAAAAAAGGAACAAAGUAUAUUUAUUUGUUUUUCACAUUCU
Trifolium pratense (red clover) is the source of this 1567-nucleotide messenger RNA. RefSeq names its product probable jasmonic acid carboxyl methyltransferase 2. Gene Ontology annotation, molecular function: S-adenosylmethionine-dependent methyltransferase activity. The record is from RefSeq and is a predicted model, not a curated record. NCBI's taxonomy places the organism in Eukaryota, Viridiplantae, Streptophyta, Magnoliopsida, Fabales, Fabaceae. Gene Ontology annotation, biological process: methylation. The coding region runs from base 133 to 1284 and encodes 383 amino acids. The transcript is spliced from 4 exons.